This is a messenger RNA of Odontomachus brunneus, 2066 nucleotides long. RefSeq names its product lipid storage droplets surface-binding protein 2-like. Gene Ontology annotation, biological process: positive regulation of triglyceride storage; lipid storage. NCBI's taxonomy places the organism in Eukaryota, Metazoa, Arthropoda, Insecta, Hymenoptera, Formicidae. Bases 174 to 1013 code for a protein of 279 amino acids. The transcript has 4 exons. Gene Ontology annotation, cellular component: lipid droplet; cytosol. The record is from RefSeq and is a predicted model, not a curated record.
AACCUGCGAUUUCGACGUUCCUGUUUUGCCCCACCUGACCACCACGUUCACUACUUAUUCUCAAACGGAUAUAACGUCAGUUCUAUCCGGUAUCUCGUGUGAAACAUAGCGGCUGUACAACCGGCAUUUCACUAUCAAGGAAUUUUCUUCAGCGAGUUUUUUAAGAAUAAAGAAUGUCGGACGCAAACAAGCCCGUGACAAACUCCGAGAGUGGACCUCGCCUCGAGGUGAUCGAUCGGGUGAAGAAUAUCCCGGUCGUCCAUUCGGCUAUUGAGAAGACGGGUUCCACGUAUUCCUAUGUUAAGGAUUCCCAUCACUUGGCCAAUUGGGCGCUAAGCUACGCCGAAGCGGGGUUGCAUUAUGCUACUGCCACUGCGACGCCACUCGCAGCCCCCUUCGCGAAGAAAUUCGAGGGGCAGAUUAGCGCCGUUGACCAGAAGCUAUGCCAAGGGCUAGACAUCGUCGAACAAAAGGUCCCGAUCGUCAAGCAGCCGCCGCAGCAGAUAUACGAUGCCGCUAAAGCAGUUAUGAGCAGCUCUUUGCAGCCGACCAUCGACAAACUCAACGCAGGGAGGCAAUCAGUUUCGCAACAGAUAGGUAACUUGAAGGAGGUUGCUGUAGUUAAGGCGAACGAGCUCUUGAACACACCAUGCGGUAACAAGGCUGUGGAAGGUGUUGACAAUACCAGCGUGCUCGUCAAUCGUUUAUUGGAUCGUUAUUUUCCUCCUGCAGAGGGAGAGGAAAGCGAUGAACUAAAUCCAGUCUCGGCAGAUGAGAACAAGGUGCUUCACGCAGUGCAAACAAUCGGUCAUUUGUCGAAGAAAACCGCUAAUCGCGUAUAUCAUUCGGUUGCUGCGCAACUGAAAACAGUAAAGAAAGAAGACGUGGGCGCGUACAUAUCUAGCGUCGUGUCUAUCCUCCAUCUGACGCACUUCUUGAACAAUGAACAGAAGCUGGAGGAUGAGAAACAGUCGAACGACAAAACGGAUAAUAAGGAGACGGAAAAGAAAUAAGCCUAGAAUUUGAAAGUACUUUGUACGUCUAUCCCACUAUUUGACGUGCAAUGAAAUUAAUUCAUUCGUCUCUCACUCUUAAGAUUUUUUAACAUUUGUAGAAAUGUGAAAGAUGUAGGAAGUAAAAUUCCAUAGUAUGUACUUUAUUCAUGCAAAUUUUAUAUAUAUAUAUAUAUAUAUAUAUAUAUAUAUUAGUUAUAUUUAUUAAGAAGUUUAUUAGUACUAUUUUAAUAAGAGAAUGUUGUUACAAAUAUAAAAUACGCAAACAAUGAAAAAAUCUUCAUAGAACAUACUUGGAUAUUAAAACUUUGUAUCAAGCGAAUUUCUAUCGACUUUCUAUCGACUUUCAGAUACUAGUGUUCCUAUAAGUGUUGUAAUGUUUCUAUAGAUGUUUUAUUUAUAUUAACAGUAAAUUAAAUUUAAAUUUACAUUAAUUAAAACUUUAAUGCAAAUAUAAAUUUUUAAAUUCUCUAAUUCAUUAUCGUGAUGCGUAUUAAAACAGAAUAUAUGCGUUUACCGAUAUUUUUUCCGAUAUAUUUUCACUUGAAAAUUUAUAUUGAAGUUAGUUGAGAAAUCUCACAUGUUCUGUGCCUAUAAGAAACGGAUAAAAUCUCUUCUCAAAGAUAAAUUUAGUCAUUAGUUGGAUAAUGUACAAAUAUUUUUAAGCACUACGAAGCAUAUCAUUUCGAAGGACUGCUAUAAACAUGUAAAAGAUAUAAACGUGUGUGUGUGUAUGUGUAUAUACACAUACACACACACUCACACACACACACACACACAUAUAUAUAUAUAUAUAUAUAUAUAUAUAUAUAUAUAUAUACACAUAUAUACACAUAUUGUAAAGUAUUCUGAUAUAACACUCUCUAUAUACAUGAAAUAUAAUUUUGGCGAAAACGACGCUUGUCGUUCAUACUCUCUUCAUCUUGAUCAACUUGAAAAAUAAGAAAUACAAAGAUCAGUUGUAAAGGAUUACAAUAAUUCUUGUUAGAGAAGUGAGGAGAUGGUCCUUACGUAAUCACUCUAUAUAUUUCAAAAUAUAAAUUUUAAUUCGGA